Messenger RNA from Trametes versicolor FP-101664 SS1, 981 nucleotides. RefSeq lists its product as uncharacterized. NCBI's taxonomy places the organism in Eukaryota, Fungi, Basidiomycota, Agaricomycetes, Polyporales, Polyporaceae. The coding region runs from base 1 to 981 and encodes 326 amino acids. The transcript is spliced from 4 exons. The record is from RefSeq and is a predicted model, not a curated record.
AUGCCAACCAUUUACGACGUCCUCGGGGUCGUUUUCGGCGCCAUUUCACUCCUAGGAUGUCUCAAGGUCGCUCACGAGAUCCUCAAAUCCGGUCAGCCCGAGGCGCAAGUGCAGCUGUACAAGGCCGCGAUGCAGGAAGCACGCGACCGCGUCGCCGAGCUUACACGGCGUAAGCUCUGCAUACAGGAAGCCGGUGUUCUUUUAAGCAGGUACAGCAGCGCGCUCGAUAACAUAGACGAGGCGAGCUAUGAAGCGCGGUGCGAAGCGAUGGACGGCGCUCCCGAGACGAUCGUCGCGGUACUCGUCUACUCAGUUCGAUACGGCCUCAAUUCUGAGCUCACUAAAGACAUCUGCCGUUGGACGAAGCUCGUCACAGGUAUCAAAGCUCAGCUUGGCCGUAUGCGGCAAUUCACCGCUGAGCCCCUCCAGCCGUCAGUCCCACCGUCGGUUCUUCAAGAUUCGGUUUCUUCGCAUUCCCCGAACAACAUCGACCCCCUACCGCAGGUCCCACAGCCGUCACCACCACAGCCCCCUCACAAUGCCAUUGUGCAGCUGCCGACCCCAGAUGCGACGCGCCCCAGUACCCCUGCUAAGCCGUCGCCGCAGCCACCGCACUCACGUGGUGACACGCAACUGACGACCCCGCCGGAAUCAGACGCGUCGCGCCCCUGCAGUCCUGUUACUCCGCCCUCGCAACUGUCGCGCUCGCGUAGUGGCGUGCUCUCCUCAGCAUCACCAUCGCGGAAAACACCUCUCGCGUCCGGCAACGACACCCCAAUUAGCGACGGCUAUAACAGCGACGACUCGGACGACUUAGAGCCUAACAUGGCGACCGGAAUUGAGACGAGCAUGGGAGAGUCCGAGUCGACUAUAAGACAACGAGGGCCUGUAGCAAAGGAGUGCCCAUACUGCAACGAGCCUUUCGCGCGCGGGGACAUGCUCUCUGAGCACAUGCGAAUAUGCACUCGGGUCCCGCAAUGA